UGUCCUGCAGCGUGGCUUGACAAUCUGUCUUGGUUUUGGUUCAGUUGUGUCAAAGAGAAGCUAUUUGGUUGACAUUGCCAUUUUCCUGCGGAAGGAGCAUCUUGUCGCGAGGAUUUUACACAUCUCUGUUCACAGUUGCUCCAGACAGUCUCGCGUCGAGACGCCCAGGUUAUUCCGCGUUUGAGGAUACCCUUCCGCCUUAUCCCCUUCCACCCUCGUAACGACGUCAUGGCCCUCGCGUGCUCGAUGUCGUCAGCAACGUCCACAAUGAAGCUGUCGCUCGCUCCUCCCAGAACGGCGACCAGCAUGCGCCGAUGCACCGUCAUCUGCCAGGCCGAGCCCAUCCGGCGACCAGGUCCCAUCACUCCCCAGUCAGCUGACGCUCCAGCAACACCCGCUCCUACCGCUUCAGCCUUAUCCUCAGCAGCGACGAUUCCAGCUGGCGUGACUCUGGAGUACCAGCGACAGGCGGCGAAGGAGAUGGUGGCGUACUUCCAGGAUAAGAAGUACGAGGAGGAGGUGCGGGACGGGAAGGUGCUCGGCUUCACCAGCAAGAACGAGAUUGGCAACGGACGGUGGGCUAUGUUUGGACUGGCAGUGGGCUUGCUUACAGAAUAUGCCACAGGGGUGAACUUCCCGGACCAGCUCUUCAUUCUUCUAUCCAAUUUUGGCAUUGUUGAUUGAAGGCCGCUUUGAAAUGGUUGAUUGAAGAUUUGGUGUGAAUAUUUUGUUUUAUAAUACUGCAGUAGGAACUCAAUGUCUUCGUUUUGCUCACACUAAAACGAAGGAACUCAUUGUGUUAUGUUGGGCUGAGAAAAGCCCUUAGGAUCUUUCGGAGACUAAGUCCCAGUUGAGAAAUGAGACUUGAGUAGUGCAGCUGAAGUUGAGUAGUUGAACCCUUGUACUAG
This is a messenger RNA of Closterium sp. NIES-67, 908 nucleotides long. The record is from the annotation of a GenBank genome assembly. NCBI's taxonomy places the organism in Eukaryota, Viridiplantae, Streptophyta, Zygnematophyceae, Desmidiales, Closteriaceae.